This is a messenger RNA of Closterium sp. NIES-67, 6179 nucleotides long. NCBI's taxonomy places the organism in Eukaryota, Viridiplantae, Streptophyta, Zygnematophyceae, Desmidiales, Closteriaceae. The record is from the annotation of a GenBank genome assembly.
CUGCAAGAACGCCAUUGUUCUCUUCUGACUCGUGAGUGCACAGUACUCCCUGGUAGGUUAGGUGGAGCGAGAGCAGAGUUGCCAGCGUAGCAGAGAGCACGGUGGAGAAUGGAAAGCUUGGUCCAUGGCGGUUGGUUUCCGAGAUGCGAUAGUAGAAGCCGUUAUUCUCGUUAGACUGCGUCAGCUCCAGCGAAGAGAUAAGGCCUCCCCGCCAUGCCCCCACUCCCAGACCAGCCUGGCAGAGCACCGUCUCCCGUGCGUCGGUCCAGCUGUCACGCGUCUUGCGGAUUUCGCUCGUAUCACUUCGACGCGGUGCAAUCGGGCCGGUGUACCUCCCGCCAUCACCCGUGCUCGGCCGCUGUGUCGGAAGUCAUAUCGCGUUGAUUUCGCUCGUAUCUGAAAAGAGACCGCUCUGAGUCGCCCAGGCCAGACACAACCAUCGAAUGAGAGGAAUGCCCUGUCCUGUCGAGUCGAGCGAGGAAAGAUUGAACCUCGCUUCUAUCUAGCGUUUCGCGGUCGACAAUUGCCACAUUUUUUGCGUGUGCGUGCGCCAUGCUAACAUUCCACGCCUAGGAAUGACCUAGCCGAGCUCGUUAGGGAGGAUUCAUCAUAGACCGCGUCGCGCGCGCUUCGUACUAUUUAUCGCCUCAUGGCGUUUCCACCGCGGGUUUUGCCCUCCGCGUGGAGCGGGCCUCUAUGCCCCGUGUGGUCGCUCAUGGGCGUGCCUCUCGCGCUGCUCGCCGCGGCGCUCAACCCCCACCUCUGGUCGCUCGCCCUCUCCGCCGCCUCGUCGCCGCACGCGGGGGUGUCGCUGCUGCCGCUCCUGUUUUUCGCGCACGCCGUGGCGCUGCUGCUCAACUACGCGGCUGCGCACAUCGUCGACGUCACCGGCGCCACCGUCCCCCAGGUGUGGCUGCACGAGUUCCCGCGCCCCCUGCGCCGCCUGCUGCCGCUGUUCUGCACGGCCUCCAUCCUCGCGCUGGACGUCGCCGCGCUCUGGGCGUCCGCCACGGCGCUGCAGCUGCUGGCGGGCCUCGCGCUCAAGCCCGCGCUGCUGCUCUCCGCGCUCUCCGGCCUCGCCCCCAUCGCCGUUCCUCCCCGCAAGGGCCAGCAGCUGGUUUCGCUGUGCGUGAGCCUGCUGCUGCUGCUGCUGCUCUCCUGCGCCCUCCACUGCCUCUCCGCCCUCCGCGCCCUCGCCUCCUCCCCGUCCAUCGAGCCUCUCCUCCCCCUCCUCGCCCCCGCCGCCCCCCGCCCCACCUCGGAGUAUGUGUGUCUCGCCUCGGCGCUGCUGGGCUGCUGCUUGCUGCCGCACACCUUCCUCCUGCUCGCCUGGCAGGAGAAGGUAGUGUCGGAGGAAGGCACGCCAGAGGAGCAGGAGGAGCACGCCAGACGCGUGGGGGGCCGGAGGUGGCGGCGGUGGCAGGAGCUGCUGCUGCCUCAGGCGCUUGCGCUGGGGGCGGCUGUGCUGAUGGUGCUGGGUGCGGGUGUGGCGAUCGGGGGAGGCGAGGAAGGGGCAGACGCACCAGCGUCUGUGCUGUCGCUGCAAGACGGCCGCUGGCUCCUCGUGCAGCUGCUGAGCGCCAGGGCGGCGCCGCUCUUCUUCGCGCUGGUGCUGCUGGCAGCGGUGCACCUCAUCUCGCCCUCCACCACCCUCGCCGCGCAGCUCGCCCUCUUCUCCUUCGCCCCCCCUUCCCCCCUCACCUCCUCCGGUCCCCCCUCCUCCCUCCCCGCGCAACACCCCUCCCCCUACCUCGCGUUCGCCGUCACCCGCCUCUCCUCCCUCCUCCUCACGCUCCUCCCAGCCCUCCUCCUGGGCGACUCCUCCGCGCUCCACUUGAUCCAAUCGGUGCCUCUCGCCCUCGCCCCCCUCCUCCCAUUGGCCGCCGCGCCUCUCCUCCGCCUGGCGGCGUCCCCCCACAUCAUGGGCCCCUGCCGCCUUCCCCCCGCGCUGCACCUGCUCGCCUGCCUCGCCUGCUGCGCCCUCUCCGCGCUCUCCCUCGCGCCCCUGGCCGCCGCGCUCCCCGCGCUGCUGCGGGGCUACGAGGGGGAGAUGGAGGGCAUGGGCCUGUGGGAGUGGCUGGCGGCGGGGGAUGCGGGGGUGGCAGCGGCGGUUGGCGCGCUGCUGUGGGUGAUGAGGGCGCCCCUGAGGUCGGAGGGAGGGGGGGAGUGGGAGGGGGAGGGGGAUGUGAGUAGUGCUUUGGAUGAGGGCAUGGGCGAGAAUGCGGUGAUGGGCGAGGGGAUAGAUGAAGACGCGGGCAUGGGCAUGGCGGGCGGGAUGUAUGGCGAAGAGGAGAUGGUCGGGGAGGAUGUCAUGUGGCAGCAGCAGUGGGUGGAGGACGACGGGGAGGGGGAGGUGGGGUGGGGGGAGCAGGUCGUGUGUGAGGAGGAGGAGGGAUGGGAGGGUGUGCAGCAGUUGGGGCAAGAGUGGCUAGCAGGGGCAAUCGAGCAAGAAGGAGCAGGAGAGGGGAAGCCAGGCGGCAUGGGGCCUGGGGGUGGGGACAGGGAGACUGUGAGUGAGGGCAAGGGUGCGGGUGCAGCAAGCAAGGCAGGGGCGGAAGUAACUGCAGAUGUGGAAGGGACAACGGCUCGGACAGACAUGGCUGGCGAUGGUAGUGUGGGCGCAAGGCAAGAGGCACUUUCAGCAGUGAGUGCGGAGCAGAAGGGAGGAGCGCAGGAGGCAGAGCGUAAGGAGGAGGGGGACCCAGCGAUGGGCGGAGAUGAGAGCACGGAAGACGAGCACCCUGGCGCUGCUGUUGUUGUUGCUGCUGCUGCUGCUGCAGCUGACGCUGGCGCUGCUGCUGCUGCUGCUGCCGCCGCUGGCGUUGCUGCAAUAGCUGUCAAGGCAGGUGUGGUUGAGGCUGCGAGCGUGGGCGAGGAGGAAGGCGCAGCCGUGGGUGGAGAGGGCAGGGUGGGGGAGGAGUGUCUGCUGGCGAGCGAAACGGAAUCCGCGUCCACACAAGGCCCGGACGCCGCGACAGGUGGUGUAGAGCAGGGGGACGCUGCAGAAAGUAUUGAGCAGGCGGCGCAGGGAGGAGCGGCAGAGGGCAAGGAGGGGAUGGAGGGCGAGGAAGAGGGCGUGGGGGGGGCGGGGCGGGGCGGGGUGGAGGAGGAGGAGGUGGAGAAGCAGAUGGUUGAGGUGCGGCGCAGGGGGGCAGCGCGUGCAUGCCAGGGGGGGGCGGUGGGGGAGGAGGGGAGCAGGGGUCCGGGUGCAGAGGAGCAGCCGGGGGAGAUGGCAGCAGUUGGGGCGCUGCCGGACGACCCUUUUGAUUCCUUCACCUGCCCCACCAAGCCCUCUUGCAAGCAGCCAGCAGAGCAGCCCCUGGGCCCUACCACUGUGCCCGGCACCUCACUCGGUGGCGUUGUGUCGCCCAGCAAGAGUGGCAAGGGCAUGUGUGGGGAGUGUGCGGGGCUGGCAGCGCCCUCCUUCCUGCCCGGGCUUGCGCCCUGCACCGCUGCUGCCACCGCCCAUGCCAGCAGCAGCAGCGGCAUCGGUGGCAGCGGCAGCAUGAGCUGCGGCAGCAGCAGCUGUGGCAUGAGCGGCGGCAUGAGUGGCGGGGGCAGGAGCGGCAGCGGCAGUCUGUCGCGCGUGUGUGGGCUGGGGCGAGGGGCGCGGCGGCAGGUGGCCGCCAUCCUGGACGAGUUCUGGGGGGCGCUCUUCGACCUGCAUGGGGGGGCCGUCAAGGAGGAGGGGAUGCAGGGUGCGGUGGGAGCAGGGCACGGCAGCAGCGGGAGGGGAGGAGCAGGUGCAGCACUGGGGGGCAAGGGCUUGGCGUCUGACUGCCAUGCCUCCAAUCAUGUGGCCCUCCCUGCUUUUCAUGGCUCACAUCUGUUGUCAGCUAGUGCCAAGCCCUUCUCGCCCUCCUUCUCAACGUCCUUCUCUCCGUCCUCCUCCUUGCUGACUAGCAGCGCCAGCAGCGCCAACAGCACUAGCAGCAUGGGUGGGGGCAUGGCAGCGUUGCUGUCACCGUCACUGCCAUCAGCGUCCGCAGCACCCCGCGAGUACAGCACGCUGUCGCACCUCCCCACUCUGCACGAGCUCUCUCUGCUGCAUCCCUCCUACCUCCUCCCCUCCCGCCGCUGCAUUUCCCCUGACCCCCCCUUCUCCCAGCUGCCACCCACCACCAUGGGCAUGGGCCAGGGGGCACUCAGCACAGGCAUGGGGGCGAACUUGGAAGGGCGUAUAGGAGGCGGCAUGGGAGGGGGGAUGGCAGGGGGGACGGGAGGGGGCAUGGGAGGGGGCACAGGAGGAGGCAUGGGAGGAGGCAUGGGAGGAGGCAUGGGAGGAGGCAUGGGAGGAGGCAUGGGAGGAGGCAUGGGAGGAGGCAUGGGAGGGGGCAUGGGAGGCGCGCUGCAUGGGGUGUUGGGUGCGGGUCAAGUGCGGCAGGUGGAGGGGCCCAGCCGCUCCACGCCCAACCUGCGGGCCGACCUCUUGGGCGGCAUCACAGGGCAGCUGGCACUGCUACAGGAGCAGGGCAGACUCGGGCCCGCCCACGGGCUGCUUGCCCCUGGGCGCUUGGAUGCCUUUCAGCAGCAGCAGGAGCUGGCGUAUCAGCAGGCGCGAGGGGUGGGGGCGCUUGGGUUUGCGGUGGUGGAAGAUGGCAGUGGUGAUGAUGAGAGUGACGUGGCAUAUGCUGCUGCCAGCCUGGCACAGCUCAGCCAGUUGCAGCAUGAUUACGCUGAAUUCAGCAGUGCAGAUCGAGGUGGGGUCGGUAUUGGCAGUGGUGGUGGUGGUGGGGGUACAGGGGUCGCAAUGGGCAGUGUGUGGGAGCAGCAGUUGGGUGAGCUGGUGGGUGCUCGGCCUCAGCACCUCGCACCGGUGCACAUGGGGCCAGGUGGUGCUGGCACGGCUGCAGGUGUGGCGAAUGGGAGAGUGGGGGCGCUGCAGCGAACAGGCAGCGGGGGCAGCUGGGGGUGUGCUUCGGGUUUACUGACCACUGCAGCAGUAAGCAGUGGGAAGUGGAGCAGCAUGCAUGCCCUUGGCAGCAAGGGCGGCAUGCAUGUCUCUCCCAUGGCCCCUCAGGACUUGCCUGACCUAGCAGACCAAUGGCUGGCAGCUUCUGCUGCGAGCAAAGGGGGGAAGGGCUGUGACCUAGGCUGGCAGCAGGCACAGCAGCAGGAGCAGCAGCAGGGCGGCUGCCACGCGCCCUCUACCCCUGUGCUGGGUGCAGUGGCAGAGGAGGCACGGGUGGAGGCGCUGCGUGUGUGUGUGCAACGGCUGCUGCGGCUGGAGGGAUCGGACUGGCUCUUCCGCUACGACACGGGGCCCGACGAGGACCUCAUCGCUGCUGUUGCCUUCCGCGACAAGAAGCUCGCCGCUGCCGCCGCGCUCUCUGCUCGCAUGGCCGCGCCCUCCCUCGCCCACACGCCCGCUCACCACUCGCACUCGCACAGUGGGGGUGACAGGGAUGGGGAGUGGGCGCUGCCUGCAGGCGUGUGGGGGUGUGGCGGUGCAUGUGUGUGGGGCGGUGCGCUGGUGGUGUCGUUCGGUGUGUGGUGCGUGCACCGCGUGCUCGAGCUGUCGCAGCUGGAGAGCCGCCCGGAGCUGUGGGGCAAGUACACCUAUGUGCUCAACAGGCUGCAGGGCAUUCUGGACCCUGCUUUUUCCCAUCCGCGCCCAGUGCCGGUGCUGUGUGCCUGUUUUGGAGAGGCAGCGGGGGAGCCAGCCCUGGCGGUGCAGGGGCUCUUCCAGGGCAUGCUGGGCGCGCCCCUCUGGGGCAUGCACGUCCCCCUCGCCUCCCCCAACUGGCCCUUCCCCGGCCCACCAGGGCACCGCGGGCCGGCAAGCGCUGCUCUCUUCUUGGAGCGCAUUCGCGAGGUGGAGGCAGCGGUGGGGGGGCGCAAGGGGCGGACGGGCACAGUGGCGGGGGAUGUGGCCUUCCCCAAGGGGAAGGAGAACCUCUCGUCCGUGCUCAAGCGGUACAAGCGCCGUCUGGGUUCUUGCGCCAAUACUCCAGCUUAGCUUAGCUAGUUUUUCCACCCAUGGCUGCUGGACAGUACAGGGCUGUGAGUGAAAUGAGUCUGAUCCAGCCCAGAAUAUCAGCCCAUCAUGGGCUUUUUGCCCAACUUGCUGGGCUCAUUUGCGACACCAUGGGUAGGCAGCAUUCUGGCUUGUUUUUUUAUCCUGUUUGUAAGUUUUUUUACAGGAAGCGAACUGUUCUUACUUGUACCCAUUUCACCAC